CUCAAACCUUUAACCUCAAAACCCUAAAUAUGAACUACACCGAGCAUAGUGAGGGCUCACUAAGCUGAUUUUGACGGAAAUCGACGAGGGUUCUAACCUCAGAGCCAGAGAAAUUCUCAUUGUCACCGAAAGCCGAAGCGUAAGUGUUAUUGAUUCCUGAGAUCUUGCAUGUAGCUGCCCUUGCGCAUUGCAAGCCUCUUCCAUGAAGUAGAUGAAUCCACCAUUGAACCCACAAGGGAAAAGGAAAAACAAUGGAAUCUUGUAUCCACCGAUGCAAACCUGCGUGUUAACUUGUUGAAUUAGGAGCACUAAUCACGAUUCGCAACGUCCAAUUGCUUCGAUAAAAAAAGGCAAGGGGGACACAGCCGACAGGUCGCUGCAGUCUUGAGACCUUGCAAGUUCACAAAAGCUGGCACUAUGGCACCGAAGUCAGCAACGAAAAAAAAAGCAAAAAAGAAGCCCCUCACAGAGGAGGAGAAGAAGGCAAAAGCCGACUUCGAUGCACUCAAGGCUGUAGAAAUGAGGAAGAAAGCUAUAAGGGAUCGCAAAUCGGCAUUCAAGAAUGCUAUGAUUGACGAGGAGAAACUCUCAGUGAAGAGUAUGCUGGAAAUUCACAAAAAGUGGAGGAGCAUCUUGCGCAUUGCCAAGAUUAAGGAGCAGCGCGAUGACAUUGAUUGGUUGACUAAGAACCACGUGCGCCAGAUGGAAUUGAAGGAUCAUAUAAUAGGGUUGUACCGGGAGCAAUUAUAUGAAUCGGAAGCACAACGGCGUAGUGCUCAAAUUAAGCACUUGUCAAUGCUUGAUGCUUCGAUUGAUAUCCAUUACUUGCGCACUGCGAAGAUGGAAGAGGAAUUUCAAGAGCAGGUUAAGAACCUGGAGGACUCCUUCAUGACCGAGAGGAAGCUCAUGACAACAAAUUUUUCGAAUGAGAAAAAGGAACUCAAAGACGUAAUUCUAGCAAUGAAAGUUCAAGCUGAAGAAUCGAUUUAUGACAGAAGACAAGUAUAUGAGGCAACUCGAGAAGAACUCAAGAACAAAGAUAUUGAAGAAUUUAACAUGCUAAAAAUCACUCUUGAGCUUGGAGUAGAGGAGAUAGAACGGCGGAUUGAGCGGACUCAUAAGUCAUACCUAGCUAAUACAGAAGCGACAACCAUUUCGUUCAAGAAUUUGGUUGCCAAGGAUAUCGUAAAGUCGCACCUCAUUGAGCGUCGGAUGCGCACUCUCAUCAACUUGCAUGAAAACAUUUCAUAUUGGCGGGUCCGCAUGGUAAUUCAAGGGAAAGAAUUUAAUAAGGUGAACCAGAAGAUGAAGGACGAAAAAGAAUGCUUGCUGAAUCACUAUACCGCUUUGAAGCGUCUUUUGGGUAGAAUUAAACAUCAUGAGCGUGAUAAUCUCAAGGAAGUUUCUAGGAAUGUUUCAGACGCGAAGAACCAUCUGAUGGACAAGUUGGUGGUCGCUCAACGGGUUCUUCACUUGGCUAAACGGGCGAACAAACUUGAAACAGAGCAUGAGAAGAUCUUUCCAUUCGAGCCAUUGCAUUGUUUUAAUAUUCCCACAGUACCUGGUCUGGUCCUGGAUCGAGAGCUGGCUGAAGACGAGACAACCAAAAAGUCGGAGGCAAAAAUGUUGGGGCAUUCAGUGGCCUUGCUAGUGCCAACCCAGUUUCAAGUCGAGCCAAAACCCCCAGAAGUAAUAAAUGGCAAGAAUCCUUUCCACUGGGGAACGUAUGCUCUCGAUGAAAACGGCAAUGAAGUGGAAGAAAGUCACUAUAUGGCCAACUUUAACAAACGCUUUAACAAGGUUAAGCUUGACUUACUGACCAUUCAGACGGAAAGGAAUAGACUAAGCGAGGAGAAUUCAAAGCUUAUUAAUGGCUUGCAAAAGUAUAUGGAUAGCCAAAUUAUGCCCAAGUGACUGAGGAGACAACGGAGUACUUUGGUGAUCAUAUAGAAGAAACCACAAUUGCUUCAACUAACCGCUGCUUCAUGGUGUGGAUCUCCACCGAUGAAGAAGCCGCCAUCGAGCUAAAGAAGAAUGCUAAUGUCUAUAGAAGAGCUCCUACUUUAAUUUAUCUUACAAAUCAAUUCUUUAUAGUCCAUACAUCAUAAAAUUCACUUCCUUAUUUAAUUUCCAAUUCCUUGAUUUAUUUAUUUAUUUUAUUAUUAUAAUUAUAGAGAAAAAAAUAUACAUUGAUUAUUGUUGCAUAUCUCACAC
Messenger RNA from Physcomitrium patens, 2214 nucleotides. RefSeq names its product dynein regulatory complex subunit 2. Lineage: Eukaryota; Viridiplantae; Streptophyta; Bryopsida; Funariales; Funariaceae. Gene Ontology annotation, biological process: cilium-dependent cell motility; regulation of cilium movement; axonemal dynein complex assembly. Gene Ontology annotation, cellular component: axonemal dynein complex; axoneme. The record is from RefSeq and is a predicted model, not a curated record.